GCACGCAGACACAUGCAAUAAAAAUUCGAAUUUCAGUUUUUUUCUCUCUCCGAAACGUACUAAAAAAGUUUUCUUCCACCAAAAAGGAAAAAGCGUAACGCGCCGCUAGCAAAUAAUUUUCGCAGACCGUUAAACACUGCGCUAGUUACAAUAAUAAAAGUGCGUAAAAUUUGCGUUCGUCAUCAACAUCUUGCAGCACAAUAGUUGUGACCCACACCUUAUCAACCCCACCAUCACCAUCUACCUCUACCACCUAACCAGCGAAAUUGCAGGGUAUUCUUAUAGUGUCAGUAAAACUUUUGCAGACGAUAAAAGCUUGAAGAAAAUGAAUUCGGAAAACGUUGCGGAACUGAAGAAGCCCGUUAAGGAUCAGGUGGAGGAGAAGCCGAAGCCUGCACAACCGGAAACACCGAAAACCCCAUCCUUGCCGGUGAGCAGCUUAAUUGGCUUCAACACCGAGGACUUUCUGGCGCGUGUCAAUAUGAAUGAGAAGAUUAAUAACAUUUUACGCUCGCCCACAAAGACACCGAACGGUGUGCGCCAACGCUCCGUUUUCACGGCCAUAACGCCGUCAUCGUCGCGCUUCAAUGCCAGCGCUGCUCCUUUUGUUUCGCAGCAACAACGUUCGUCGGUCACUGCCGCCAACACUGGCACAGCAGCUGGUGCCGUUAUGACGCCCAAGGAGACGUCCACGCCGUCGGCCGCAUUGCAGGCUCGUCAAAUGCCCAUACCGGUGCACAUGAGUGCAGCCUCUCCGCAUCAUUAUGGUGGCUAUGAGACGCCACUAACUGGACGUAGCGGUGGCAUGACAAGGGGUGUUUUUAAUACUCGUUAUCCGGUAGCACCGCCGCCAUCGCCAAUCUAUGGGUUUGAAAAUGAAAUGUGCCGCAUGCCGCCUACCAUGUCACCCUCUCAUCACGCACAACAGUUUCCGCAACCCAUGCCGCCACCACCCUACGCAGUCGGACGUUUGAGCGGCAGUCACCGUGGUGUUGAGUACGAAAAUCCAACUCCGCCACCUUGCCCCGGUGCCGGCCCCAUUGCCAUGACUAAUGGCACCAUACAACUGCGUCUGCGCGAUGGCAUACGCAUUGACAUGACGCUGGACAAGGCGGUGCGCGUUCUCAAUCAGCGCAGCAUGGUGGCCAUUGCUCUGUCGCGCAAUUGCAGCAACUCGGCGCUGAUUCAUCCAAACGGACGUAUAUUGCAGAGCGGUUCCAAAGUGGAGAUAGUCACCUAUGAUGGCAUGAAAACCAAUAACUAUGUUCGCUAUGCUAAAAUGUGGUAUAAAGGCGUCAGCUUCACUAGCGAAUCUUGUGCUUUGAUCUAUCUUGUGGACACGGCUGGCACGCGCACCACCACCGAUACCUUCACUGAUCUCACGAAGGAUUACACUUUGACUGUGUUUUAUGAGUGCGUGGAAAACUUGAAAAAAUGUCAAUUCUCUUAUUUCAAUCGAAACUCAUUUCAUUGUAGUGACUCCCGCCAUGGUCCGUCCUAUGUGCAGGAUGCUAACGAAGUAAUACAAAAUUCCACAUAUUCUUGCACAGAUGAGGGCACUGAAAUCUAUGAAAUUAAUGGUUUCCGCAUCACGCAGGCCGCAGAUGGACUCGUAAAACUGACACGCACUCAUAACAAGUGUUUGAUACGCACCAGUCCAGGCAAUGGUUCGGCCACUUUGACUACGCCGGGUAUUCACUGUACAGCCUCGUUGGGCAAAACUUCACAUUUGUUUGUUCGUCGUAAUGAAAAACGUAUGCACUUCGAUGGAUCGUGCUUCAUCGUACGCAAUGCUGGACAUUCGGCCGGCUUCAACGAAAACAACUUAUUGAUCGUUUAUUAAAGCUACGCAUGAAAACUGCGAAAAAAACACUUUUGCCAAAAGAAAAAACUCAAAAAAUAACACAAAAAAAAAAACUAAAACGAAAAAUAAAGAAUGACGAAUAAUCAGCGAAAUUAAAAAACGAAGGCGAUUGCAUGAUGACAUAACAAAUCAUAAACAACAAGCACUUUUAGAUGCAAAAAAAAAGCGGAGCGUAUAAGAGGAAAUUAAGAUUACGUAAAGAGAAUUAUGUGUAACAGAAAAGGAAGAGAAGAAAGAAAUUCAAUUAACAAAACAAAAAGAAAAUAGUAGUAAAGUGCAGCGCAUAGAAAAUUAUAGAAAGUUGUUAUGAGAAAAGUUUUUAAGAAAAUUCAAGAAAAAAGCGCACAUAAGCAGUUAACAAAAUACCGUUAUAUGAUAGACGCUUUGCUAGUAGAAUAUAGUUACAAAAUACAAAAAUACCGUUAGAAAUAAUUUUCACGCUUAACAAAGUCUCAAAUUUUAGUUAGUUUUUUUUCAAUUUCUCUUUUCAUAACAUUUACGCAAAUCAGCGUGUGUCUCGGCUGAGUUUGAGUGUGAAGAAAAAAAACGAAAAAACACGAAGCAACAAUUAACGGCAGCAUAAAAUUUCGAAUAAACAGAAUAUUGUCUAGUUUUUUAUUAAGUUAGCCGAGUUUUCUACCAACUUAGCAGAGUUUUUUAUACCAACUUAGCCGAGUUUUUUACCAACUUAGCCGAGGUUUUUACCAACUUAGCCGAGUAUAAUGAAAUUUUCAACUCUUUAGCACCCUUAACUUUCUAGUACUGCCCAUAUGCUUACGCAAAUAGCUCACUAAAUAUUUUUAUUUAAUUUGUUCCCGCAAUCUAGCAAUAAUUUAGUCUCUAUAACUUUUUAAAAAAUAAUUGUUUCCAGCUCUCCACGAGGAUCACCCUCAUAUUAACUCAGUUUUUUUAAUAGCUUAACCAAAUUUUAGUUUCGAAAGUGUGUUUCCAAAUUUACCGUUACGAUUUUUAGUAGAAUAGUGCAAGCAAUAAUCGCAUGAUAACAGCAAAAAAAAGUUUUCAACCUAUUUAUGUAAAAAAUCUACAAAAAAAAAAUAUAUAAAAAUUAAAUCUAAAAAAUUAAUCUUAAAAAAAUUAAAAAUAGUUGUAAACCAAAGAAAAAAGCAACAAAACUACUAUGUAUAAUGUUUCGCAUAAUUUGCUCCCAACUAUCCUACAACAAGUCUUCAUACUUCUACAACAACUUUCAACUAAUCAAACUUAAUCAACUAUAAACUCUACAAAUCUAAUCGAAAAGCAGAAAGCCAAAAAGGAUAACUUGCCGUCUAGACUAUUGUGUGCAUGAAAUGUGAGUGGUAAGGGAAAGUUAUCCCGUUCAACACGUCCGGUGGAUACAAAAGUGUCACAGUAGCAGAAUUUUUAAGUAUUCUGUCGAGUAAUGCCAUGAGCAGAAUAGGAAAAAGAACAAAAUGGAACGAAAUAACCAAAAAAUGCUUCAGUCAGUUAGCUACGAAUACAUGUAGAUACUUACAUAUGUACAUACAUAUACAUAUAUAUAAAACAGCAUAUUCAAAAAUUGCAGUGACUGCAAAUCUCAGCGAGAAUAUUAAAAAGUGCAAUUAUGGCGCAAGCAGAGCAAUCAAAUGAAGCCUUCGCAAAGUGUGAGCAAAGAUCAAAGCGGAGAAGAUAAAAAAUUGCUAUAGCAGUCACACAUUCGCUGAAAUAUAUGUAUAUAUAUAUAAUGGUACCCGCAUCUGCAUUUAUACAUAAUACACAAACUUAUAUAUAUGUGAUAGAAAUUUAGCAUAAUUUAAUAUAAUAUUUUUUUUUUUUUCAUUUUAUAAAUGUUAUUUGCAUCGUUAGUUCCUAAUUAAUA
Messenger RNA from Bactrocera neohumeralis, 3701 nucleotides. RefSeq lists its product as uncharacterized. The transcript is spliced from 7 exons. NCBI's taxonomy places the organism in Eukaryota, Metazoa, Arthropoda, Insecta, Diptera, Tephritidae. The record is from RefSeq and is a predicted model, not a curated record. Bases 326 to 1843 code for a protein of 505 amino acids.